UUUGUCAACCCAUAUCAAAUAAGAUUGGGAGUUGAAGCCAAUGUCAAACUUCCGAAUAUGCUUUUAAUUUGAAAUAUCUUAUUUGUUCAAUUUGCAUUAGAACAAAUAAGUAGCUUUAUCCAACCAGAUCCAGUGGGGUUUUAAUAGUUUUUAUAAAAUUAAUUUCUUAUAUAUAUUCCGUGUAAAUUUCAGAUUAUAUACCUACAAUUUACAAUUCCCAAAGCUUUGACCAAAAACACCGUCCGUAUUUCUAAGUUAGAGAGACACAGCAAGGCGGCGACGCGGCGGAAGACGGCGGAGGAUGGGCGAUCUACUCGAUUGGAUUAUCUCUUUCUUAUUUCUCGUAACCCUUCUCAUCAUCGUUAUUUACCAGUUGACAUGUUUGGCGGAUUUAGAGUUCGAUCGCAGAAACCCUUACGAUGCAUCUACUAAAAUAAACCGCAUGGUUCUACCGGAAUUUGGUUUACAAGGACUUCUUUGCUUAUACUAUGUCUUAACUGGACAUUGGUUCAUGGCGGUUUUGUCUCUUCCCCACCUUUUCUACAACAUUAGAUUAUACAUGAAGAGGGAACAUCUGGCAGACGUGACAGAGUUAUACAACACAAAUAAAUGGGAGCAAAAGAAACGAGUUUACAAGAUUGGUCAUAUAGCACUCUCCAUUUUUAUCACAUCCUAUUGGUUGAUCCACUCGGCAUUAGGAGACAUCUAAAGUUGGAGAAACCACCGGACUUCAUCAAUUUAUUUUACAUUUUAAGAUCGAAUUCCUAAUGGAUUUUGUUGACCACGAAGAUGUUUAUGUAGUUCUUCAUUUUUAUGUUUCAAUUUUUGUUGUGGACUAUAUUCAGAAAGGUUCUUUUUUUCUUGUUUUUUGAGUAUAAAUUUAAUGCGUAUCAAUGAAAGAUUACUUUUCACAAA
Arabidopsis lyrata subsp. lyrata is the source of this 915-nucleotide messenger RNA. RefSeq names its product protein cornichon homolog 5. Gene Ontology annotation, biological process: vesicle-mediated transport. The transcript is spliced from 4 exons. The record is from RefSeq and is a predicted model, not a curated record. The coding region runs from base 302 to 709 and encodes 135 amino acids. NCBI's taxonomy places the organism in Eukaryota, Viridiplantae, Streptophyta, Magnoliopsida, Brassicales, Brassicaceae.